UGCGCGCUCAGUCACGCACAUGCACGCGCUCUCGUGCCUCCAGUCUUCCUGCCAAAGCUCUAUACUCGCGUUGUCCCACACAGCACCAGUAACGGUUGCCGUUUUCAGCACGGGACAGAACCUGCACCCGCUUACUGCAAUAUGGCGACAGAGUUUCACAACCUUCAGGAGCUGAGGCACAGUGCAUCGCUGGUAACAAAGGUGUUUGUACAGAGAGACUACAGCGAAGGAACCGUGUGCCGCUUCCAGACCAAAUUCCCCUCAGAGCUCGACAACAGGAUUGAGCGAACCUUGCUUGAGGAGACAGUGAAGACCCUGAACUCUUAUUAUGUGGAGGCUGAAAAAAUUGGAGGUCAGUCGUACCUGGAAGGAUGUCUGGCUUGUGCAACAGCUUAUAUCGUCUUCCUCUGCAUGGAGACACGCUAUGAGAAGAUGCUGAAGAAGAUAUCAGGCUACGUCCAGGAGCAGAAUGAGAAGAUCUACGCUCCUAGAGGUCUGCUGCUAACAGACCCCGUAGAGAGAGGAAUGAGGGUUCUAGAGAUCAGUGUGUUUGAAGACCGGGGCUCGGGCAGCUCCAGUCCCAGCAGCAGCAUGUCGUCGGCAGGCAGCAGCGCCCGGUGACUGGAGGGGCAGCGCCAGGCUUACGGGUACCACCACAGGGGCAGCGGGACACUUACCAACAUCCGCAUGCUGAAACAUGAGAGCACCAGGUUCUAAGACUAAGAGUGGAGAGCAAAAAGGCAAGGAGGUGAUCUACAGCACUCACACUCUCCCUGCUGGGGCCUACGACGUACCACCUCGAGAAUAGGAACUGGUUUACACAAACACACUGGACAGCAGAACAAACACAAGUGCAACAGAACCCACACACAGGCAGUAGACACAUAUACGAGCCAACAUCCAGAGUGUCUGUGAGGGAAUAUCUUUUACUCUCCAACAGCUAUCCAAACCAAACUAAUCAUGAUUUCUUUUGUUCCAAUUUUUCCAUUCACCUUUUCUCUCAUUCCAUCACGUCUGUUUCCAUGAGUCACAUCAUCUCUGUUGUAUAGCUGAUUCAGCAGGCUUACUCUUGAUUAGACUGGAUGUCAGGGCUUGAUUGUUUUCAGGGGGGCCACCGUCACUAUGUCUAUCUGCUGACGCAUUGACAGUGUAGUCUUAGGUCUGUGCUUCAGCUCUGAAAUCUGGAAGUAGGAAAACUGCCGGGCUCCUGGGAGACCCAGUGUUCCCCGGUCUGGCUGAAUGAUUGCAUUCAUGUCAGCUGGUUGGGGUCAAGCCACUUUGAAUGCUGGCAAAUUGGGCCUGCUGUGGGACUGCUCUGUUCAUAUGCAUUGGCUUCAAUAUCAAACGGCUAACAGAAAGCACCUUGGAUUAUUUAUCCUUAUUCACAGCAGUGGAUACUAGUGAUCCACAUCACAGCUGUAGGUCAUACUCCUACAUACACAUGCAUGCAGUACUCUGGCACUAGCAAUACAGACACUAGCAGGGGACAUACAAGCACAUAGUACAUACAGUAUAUACACACACCUGUGGCUAGUGACCAAGCGUUCCUGCACACAGAUUCUGGCAGACGUAGAGUCGGAGUCAACCUAGCCAGACAAUAUUUUCUGUGGUUUUAGCUCAUUGAGAACACAAGCAAUACCAGGCCCUGUAAGCCUGCACUAGUUUCCCUGGUAGUGUGUACAUGUACUGUAUCUGGUGUGUUGUGUAUGUGUCUGUUCCAUUAGUCCCAGCCUCACCUAUGUUGAGAUGAAAGCUUGCUGAUCAUUAAGGAGACGUCAGAGAGGAAUGAUCAGUAUCCCAAAUGAGAACCGAGCACACAUUGUAUGGUAACCAGUAGGGUGUUAAUGACAGGUGUGUGUUUGGAUGCGAAUAUAGGUGUGUGUAGGAGAAUCAGCAUGCACAGUCUAAUACCUGAUACUCUAUUCUAGUCUGUCUCUGCUGCUCAUGUAGAUGCAGAUUAUUUCUAAUUAUACAAAAUGCAAUACAGCAUUAAUCAAAAAAGAAUGUCUAGAACAUAAAAGAACGUCUAGAACAUAUUUGACUUGCACACAACAACAUUAAGAAAUACAGAGUAAUGUUGAUGCAGAUAAAGAUUUUAGAUUAAAAAUGUCUCUGACAUUCAAGUCUUUAAGUUCAUUGGUGUCAUCUGUUAGUUAUUUAUUAUCAGAAAUGUAGGGGGCAGUUGUAUGUCAUUUCGCCGAAAAACAGUUUAGCUUUCUCUAGUGACAGACUGAGGAAGUUCUGCAUUUCUGAAUUAAAACAAUUCUACAGGAAUUUGAGUGUAAAGACAAAAUCUGAUUCAUAGUCUGAUUGAAAUAAUUUCUAGUACUACUUACUCACACUACCGCACUGCCCUGCAGCUUCCUUUCUUGUACAUUACCUUUAGAACCUGAGGAGCAUGCAAUCUGUCUCUCUUGUGGGAAAUAGUGCAUCCUGUCUGGCUUAUUUGUGUGUGGAGGCAUUAUGUAGCAACAAUGUUGAUGCCAGUAGACAGCACACCCACACAGCGUCAAACAAAACCUGAAAAAACUUAAGCAAUGUUUGGGUGCAUCUUUUCUUUCUGUUCCCACAGUUUCUGUCUUCUUCUUUCUUUUACCAUUAUCAGUUUUGUUGUCUUUUAACCCGCCUCAUAACAUGAUCUCUAAAUCAACUCUGAGAAUGUAGCCCUUUGCCUCUUCUUUAGCCACAUAGUUCGUUUUGACCAAAUCCCUCAUCAGAGCCCCUGCCUUGCAACCAGCCUUGUGUACUUUUACUAGAGCAGUGUGAAGUUGUAGUUAAACCACUCACUGGAAAGUCGUUUUGCUUCAGCCUCAGCAGAUAGUUUAAUUUCAACUCAACGUUUUACUGCCUGGAUGAGUGAGAUGAACCUACAAAGACAGUUUACCACAGCAGUUGAGUUCAGUUGUGCUUGUGUUCAGCCUCCUGUUCUUUUUGAUGCCUUCAUGUUUCAUCCCAGUGGAAUGGAUACCCAACCUGGGGCUGAUGGACUGACCAAUUAAAAACUCAGCACUCCGACUCAACACUGUCAAUAAGCGAAUAAAGGAGCUCAUUGGACAAUGUAUAAAGAAAAAAACAAUGAGUGUGUAUAAACUGUAAAGGUUAAGAACUGCACUGUACAUGCUUGUCAAUGACCACUGAGUUUGUGAAGUGUAAAGAAGUGGAUGGGAAUGCCAUUAUGCUAUAUAAUUCCAAAACAUCACUGUUGCCCACUACUAGUCCCUUAAUACGUUUUUAGGUUUUGGUAUAUCUUUAAUUUGGGAAUCAAGUGAUAGAGCAGCUGUGAAAGCACAUUGUCUAUACAGCUGUUAGCUGCUUUGCAGUAUCUUCUGUAAAAUGAGGAUUUCAUUUUGUCCACAAUUGUGUUGAUAAUGUAGCUUAUGAUAUUGUUAGUAAUAUCAACAAUGUCAGUUUUUAUUGUGGAGGUAAAUAGAAGGGUAAUGAUGAUGACCCUCAGAAGUCUGAAAUGUGCCAAAUUCAAAAUAUAAAGUUCCUAAAGGAUUAGUUCACAUUUUAACCAUGCUAACCUCUCUAGGGAUGGCUUCGUUGGUCUGUUGGUUGGUACACCACUUUCUAGACUAAAAAUAAAAUGUCUCUACAAAUAUUGGAGGGAUUGACAUUAACAAUUGGCACCUAGAUAAUGGAUGCUUCUGACUCUUAAGUAUCCCCUUGCCAUAUAUACAUUGAGAGAGCAGGAACAAUUACAGGAGGAAUGUUUACAGAAGCCAAUAACUCUUUCAAUGAAUUUAUGGGCCUGAGUAGUGUAUUCAUGUAAACUACAAAAAAAUCUGAACCUAUCCUUUAAGGCUGAGGUGAAAAAGAAGCACUGUGUGCCGUAUUAUAAGGCGUUAUGUAGCUUGUUCUUUCAAGAAUGACUUGAUUAAUGAAGACCAAGGGAGUGAAGAUUAUCACAUAAUAAGAUGUGCAUUGAUAUACAAGUACACUAUCACGGAGCAGAUUAAACUUUGGGUCCUUGAGCCUAUCAUCCGGACUAUCAAGAUAACCUCUGUGCUAACACUUGUCUUUGAAGGAGAAACAGAGAUGAUGUAUAGUCCAUUUCUGUAUGUAAAUUCCCGCAUCAUACUGUAUAUUUAUCUUGUACUGUAUUUGAGAGUGCAGCAAGUUUGUUCAGACAUGUGGAGUCAUCAGUAUUGUAUGUGUGUUAUGCUGUUACAAAUGAGAGAAUAUUCAUGUAUUUCUAAAACUGUAUAAGAUGAUGUUGAUGUUGAUGCUGAUGAUGGUACCAGCCUCUUUGAGUUGCUUUGAGUCCUUGGGGAGACUAAAACUUCAUUGAUGUUUAAUGCUGCACGGUGUGUGUGUGUGUGUGUGUGUGUGUGUGUGUGUGUGUGUGUGUGUGUGUGUGUGUGUGUGCAAACAAAGUAAGUACCAGAUAACAGGAAGUGAAAUCCCUGAUUAACAAAGUCCCUCGGUUAUGCUGCUAAGAGAGAGGAAUUUAUAUUUUAUCUUGAUGCUAUUUGUGUGUUUACAUCUGAUUGUUUGCAUAUUUAUUGAAAUGAAUUUGUGUAUUUUCUUCUCAAAGUUUAUUAUUAUUCAAAGCCUGUAGAGAAGAGUUUCAACUGUCUCCAAGACAUGAAUAAAGUGUCUGAUGAAGUUGAGAUGAGAAUCA
This is a messenger RNA of Sander lucioperca (pikeperch), 4624 nucleotides long. RefSeq names its product golgin A7 family, member Bb (gene golga7bb). Gene Ontology annotation, cellular component: palmitoyltransferase complex. NCBI's taxonomy places the organism in Eukaryota, Metazoa, Chordata, Actinopteri, Perciformes, Percidae. Bases 142 to 621 code for a protein of 159 amino acids. The transcript has 5 exons. The record is from RefSeq and is a predicted model, not a curated record. Gene Ontology annotation, biological process: peptidyl-L-cysteine S-palmitoylation; protein targeting to membrane.